Messenger RNA from Bradysia coprophila, 2191 nucleotides. RefSeq lists its product as uncharacterized. The record is from RefSeq and is a predicted model, not a curated record. Lineage: Eukaryota; Metazoa; Arthropoda; Insecta; Diptera; Sciaridae.
GAUCACCGAACACACUGAAUAUUCAAAGGUUUGUUGGUAAUAAAUCGCGUGUGGCAAAUAUUUUGGUCAAUUUUUGUGUAUUAUCUCGGCAAUAAGUUCAAAAGAUCAGCGAACAGAACGAGGAAAUAAAAAAAAGUUUGGAAUGAGUGCGCGUCUUUUUAGUUUAUUGAAAUUAUAAUUUGAUUAUAUACCACCACCGUCGAAUGGUUGUUUAUUACGGGCCAAGAUUACGUAUUAUUGCAGUACAUAACAAAUUUUAGUUUCAUACCAAAUUUGGUGAUGAGAUAAACAAUGACCUAGCAGUAUUUCGAUUAUCAAAAAUAAAGCCGUAAAAUUCAGUUAGUUGAUGAGGAGCUGCUUAGAGUUCGCUGAUAAAGUUUUAGCAGUUAACAAACGUUGGCUGCAUUUCAAUGUAAGAUUUUGCCAAUUAUCUGUGAAUCUUUUCACUCCAAAAUGGACCAGCCGAGCGUCAAACCGAGUAAUAAGAAAAAUCCCAUCGUUCGGGCGGCUCAACGACAUUAUGGAAAUACUACCUGCAAAAUUAGUCAAAAACAGUACGACCGAGAGAAGUUUUUGUUUGGCAGUGUAAAAUUCAAUCCAUGGAUUUUGAUGCCAGCCGCGGUAGUUGUGCAAUUUUGUACUGGUUCUGUGUAUGCUUGGAGCGUAUUUAACGCACCAAUCGAUAAUGCGAUUUCGGGUGAUGUUAAGAUAUCUCAAGCGCCAGUAACAUUUUACAUCGCGUUCGGUCUACUGGGAUUUUCGGCUGCCGUUAUGGGGCCUUGGUUGGAAAGAAACGGACCGAAAAAAGCUCUCCUAGUAUCUUCGACUGCCUUUUUCAUUGGACAUUUAUUAGCAGCACUUGCAAUUUACCUGAAAUCCAUAUGGUUGUUGUACAUUGGGUAUGGAGUUAUCGGUGGCUUUGGGAUCGGUUUGAGUUACAUUACACCCGUGUCAAUACUUCAGAAAUGGUUUCCUCAUAAAAAGGGUCUUGCAGCUGGUGUUGGUGUGUGUGGCUUCGGAGCUGGAUCAAUUGCAGUGGGUAAAAUCAUUCUUCCGAUAAUAAGCUGGGUUGGAUUACCUGGAACAUUUUUGGUACUGGGAUCGUCAUUUUACUUUUCAAUGAUUUGUUCGGCGCUAGUGUUUCGUGUUCCUGAACCCGGCUAUUCAGUAAAUACUGCCAAUGUAGCGGAGACAAAAGAUACGCCAGUAUCCCCGUCGACUUCAAUUAAGUUAACUUUAAAGGAAUCUCUCAUGUCCAUCGACUACGUGCUACUUUACAUAACGUUCUUCAGUAAUAUUUUAUUCGGACUUUUGGUGAUAUCUCGGUUUUCUGACAUGAUUACGAAACUGUUUGAAAUACCGGCAGACACGGCAUCAACAUUGGUUUCGAUUAACGGUGUUUUUAAUUUAAUGGGAAGGCUGAUUUUUUCUACAUUGUCAGACAAAAUUGGAAGAAAAGCCUGUUUCCUCAUAAUGUUAAUUACGCAGACCAUAAUCAUUGCAUCGUUCCCAUAUUAUGUGGAGCAUAAAAUUUAUUGGCUAUUUGUACUGAGCAUGAUAGUGCUAUCGACCUGUUAUGGUGGUGGAUUCGGCGUAUUGCCUGCAUACCUAAACGAUAUGUUUGGUUCACACAACAUCUCAGUCUGCUAUGGUUUAGUUUUGACGGCAUGGUCAUUUGCAGCAAUUUUCGGAGGUUUCAUAUUUACAACCGUUUACGAUUACCAAGUGGCAACGGGAAGUGGAAAUCCAUCAGAUCCUAUACCAUACAUCAUCAAUUCAUAUUGGAUAUUAGGCUGCGUUACGUUUGGCGUAUUGGCGACCAGUCUUGUAAGACCCGAACUAAAGGACAGACUGUUACCGUCCUUUGAAGGACAAUGGUUUCGGCGCAGAUUUUUCAAUACCGUUUUUGUUGUCAAACGGGUACGAACUCUACCUGAGAUCGAAAUUAUUGGCUCAAAGAAAUUUGAUGAAAUGUGGGAAGAAUAUCUGAAGCGUCGCGACGUUCCUAACAACACGAAAUUCAACGCAGAAUGCACGGACGCCGUAUAAACUGGCGAGUCCUAGACGUUAACGCGUCUUAAAGAGGCCGAUGGGUGAGUCGUGUUUUACUCAAAUUAUUUUUAUUGAAAAACGAUGUUGAACAACUAGGGCUAGUGUCAAUAAAACCCAUUUUUCAAAUUUUUAAAACCUA